This is a messenger RNA of Pyricularia grisea, 981 nucleotides long. RefSeq lists its product as uncharacterized. Gene Ontology annotation, biological process: lipid metabolic process. The record is from RefSeq and is a predicted model, not a curated record. Gene Ontology annotation, molecular function: phosphoric diester hydrolase activity. Bases 1 to 981 code for a protein of 326 amino acids. The transcript has a single exon. NCBI's taxonomy places the organism in Eukaryota, Fungi, Ascomycota, Sordariomycetes, Magnaporthales, Pyriculariaceae.
AUGCUUGUUCCUCUCCUCCUCGCAGGUGUCACCUCGCUCGCCACCGCCACAACCGGCGCACUGGAGGCCAUCAUACCACCUCAGUUGCGGGACAUCCUCAGCAAUGCGACCGGAAACCCGCUGUACCAGUAUCCAACCUCGCUCACCCAGGACAUCAUCCCCAAGGGCAUGCACAGCCACAACGACUACUGGCGUCCUGUGCCUUUCUACUCAGGCCUCGCCCACGGUGCAAUCUCCACCGAGGCCGAUGUCUGGCUGUACGGGGACGAGCUGCACGUGGGCCACGACCGCUCGUCGCUGACCGAGGCCCGCACCUUUGACAGCCUCUACGUCCAGCCGAUCUUGUCUGUCUUGAAGCGCCAGAACCCGUCCCACCGCUUCGUGGGCGGCGAGGCCACCAAGUACGGCGUCUUCGACACCAACCCUGGCCAGACCCUUUACCUAUUCGUCGACGUCAAGACGGACGGCGCCGAGACGUGGCCCGUCGUCGUCAAGGCCCUCCAACCCCUCCGCGACGCCGGUUUCCUGACCGUCUUCAACGGCAACACCACCACCCAGGGUGCCGUCACCGUCGUCGGUACGGGCAACACGCCGCGCGGGCUCGUGCAGGGCGUGUCGCCCAGGGACUACUUUUGGGACGCGCCGCUCGCGCGCCUGGCCGACCCGGAGUUCGCCAACGUCACGGCCAACGAGAGCCCCAUCGCCAGCACUAGCUUCAACGGGCAGUGGGGGGACACGGAUGUGGAGGAAGGUAGACGCACCAGGCGCACGGGAAAGCUGAACGAGGCCCAGAUGGCCCAGCUCGAGGCCCAGGUCAAGGCCGCGCACGACAAGGGUAUGCUCACCAGGUACUGGGACACGCCCGGCUGGCCGAUCCGGACGAGGAAUGCGGUCUGGAGGACGCUGUGGGAUGCGGGGUGCGAUCUGCUCAACGUUGACGACCUCGGGGCUGCUGUUGAGUUCUGGGAGCAGGAGGCGUGA